GCAGCGUCUGCGCCCUUGCCGUCUGCUUCGUGCGCUCUUUGCACCGGCCGGUCGGUGUUCGGGUCCCGAGUUCAAGUGCGUGCAUCUGCCCGGCCCGUCCGUUCACACGAGCACUCCGCCGGCGCUGACGAUGGAGCGGCUGACCGUGAAAGCCUACUUGAUGGGCAAAGAGGACGCUGCCCGGGAGAUCCGCCGCUUCACCAUGGAGCCGCUCGACGGCCCGGGCCGCUGCGAGAAGCUGCUCCGACGCGUGGCCGAGGUGUUCCCGGCGCUGCGGCCCGGGGGCUUCCAGGCCUACUACCGGGAUGAAGAUGGGGACCUGAUUGCCUUCUCCAGUGAUGAUGAGCUGAACAUGGCAAUGCGCUAUAUUAAAGAAGACCUCUUCCGGAUUUACAUUAAAGAGAAGAAAGAAUGUAAGCGGGAGCAUCGGGAGCAUCGUCCCCCCUGUGUCCAGGAGGUUCCCACGAACAUGGUGCAUCCCAACGUGAUCUGUGAUGGCUGCAAUGGGCCAGUGGUGGGAAAUCGCUUCAGGUGUACCAUCUGCCCUGACUACGACCUCUGCAGCACCUGUGAGGGCAAAGGUCUUCACAAAGAGCAUAACAUGAUUGUCUUUCAGAGUCCCUUCAACACCCACCUGCCUGAGGUGAGAGGCAAGCGGCCUGGAAAGAAAUGGAUUUCCCGCCGACGCUGGCUUCAGAAGAUGAGACAUGGGCCUUUCCCACAUUUUGGGUGGAUGCCAGGCUGGGGAUUCGUUGCUUCUCACCCCAUGAAUCAGAAUGCUUCACAGGCAGAAACUAUCGGGACUCCCCCCAAUCCAGGAGCAGAACAAGCUAGUACCAGUUCACAGCAGGACCCCAAUGUCACCUUCCUGCAGAAUGUAGGUGAAAGUGUGGCAGCUGCCCUUAGCCCUCUGGGUAUUGAUGUUGACAUUGAUGUAGAGCAUGGUGGAAAAAGAAGCAAAGUGACUCCAUCCUUCUCUCAGCCCAACAGUGAGAAGGGUAGCCCUCAGCCAAGCAACUCCUCAUCCAGCCAGAGCCAAGCAAACUCCCAGAGCGCCGAAAUGGAAAUGGCGGCCCUCUCUGAGCAAAUGGAGAAGGUCAUCGUGGAGUCUUCCACGAUGCAAGUGGAUGAAAACCCACCAUCCCAAGAACAGACCGAGACUGGUUCAGGAGGAGAUGAUGACUGGACUCACUUGUCUUCGAAAGAAGUGGAUCCUUCUACAGGUGAACUUCAGUCCCUACAAAUGCCAGAAACAGAUGGUUCCAACUCCAUGGACCAUUCUCAAGAGGGACCCACAGGGCUCAGGGAGGCUGCUUUAUAUCCACAUCUUCCACCAGAAGCAGAUCCGUGUUUGAUUGAAUCCCUCUCCCAGAUGCUGUCCAUGGGCUUCUCUGAUGAGGGUGGCUGGCUCACCAGACUCCUGCAGACCAAGAACUAUGACAUCGGGGCCGCCCUCGAUGCCAUCCAGUAUUCUAAGCACCCACCUCAUCCGUAACAGAUUCCUGCUCUGAGAAUUCCCUCACCUCGCCUUUCUGUCUGUAAUCACACUUACCUGUCUCAGUCCCAGCUUCUCUGGAAAUUAAGAUUAUCUUUGUGAAGGUUCUUAGUUCUGUGUUCAGUCAUGUUGGAAACCAUAUCACUUCACUUUUUGUUUAGGCCAUUGUGAGUGAGCCCCGGCACACCCACCUCUCAUCAUUGUGCCAUUGUUUCAAGGGGGAAGGCAGGAAACAAAGGCUGACAGCUCACUCUGGGCAUCCCUUCACCUCUUUGUGAAGGAACAGUUUUGUAAGGAGGAGAAGGGCAUGAAGUCAUAGCAAAAGGCGGGCUUGCCUAGUGUUUUGUUUCCAUGUUCCCUUAGCUCUGGUGUAAGAGAACUCUACUGGUUCAUGUCAGUUGUCUUAAAAUUAAGUAGUGUUAACUUUUCACCUCUGUAACCGUUUCUGCAGUUAAACUUGUGAAGAACUAAUGUUGCUUUCUUUUGGUGGAAAAAAUUGCCAUAUCCAAUGCCAUUCAUUCAAUAAACAUUUAUUCAGCCUUUA
This is a messenger RNA of Vombatus ursinus (common wombat), 2039 nucleotides long. RefSeq names its product sequestosome 1 (gene SQSTM1). Bases 131 to 1495 code for a protein of 454 amino acids. Gene Ontology annotation, cellular component: aggresome; amphisome. Gene Ontology annotation, biological process: mitophagy; endosome organization; aggrephagy. The record is from RefSeq and is a predicted model, not a curated record. The transcript has 8 exons. Gene Ontology annotation, molecular function: K63-linked polyubiquitin modification-dependent protein binding; protein kinase C binding; zinc ion binding. Lineage: Eukaryota; Metazoa; Chordata; Mammalia; Diprotodontia; Vombatidae.